CAUCUCUCCUUUCUCGCUGAGCAUGUCCGGCCGCGGCAAGGGCGGGAAGGGCCUGGGCAAGGGCGGCGCCAAGCGCCACCGCAAGGUGCUGCGCGACAACAUCCAGGGCAUCACCAAGCCCGCCAUCCGGCGGCUGGCCCGGCGCGGCGGCGUCAAGCGCAUCUCCGGCCUCAUCUACGAGGAGACCCGCGGGGUGCUCAAGGUGUUCCUGGAGAACGUGAUCCGGGACGCCGUCACCUACACGGAGCACGCCAAGCGCAAGACGGUCACGGCCAUGGACGUGGUCUACGCGCUCAAGCGCCAGGGCCGCACCCUCUACGGCUUCGGGGGCUGAGACUGCACACAGACUCGAUUUGGGUGAAAAAUCUUAAAAGGCCCUUUUCAGGGCCACACCCGUUCAUUUGAAGGAGCCGGGGGCAUUGGUGUACUAAUGAUCUGCUUUUUUCACUCUUCACAGGAGCAGGAAUUACAGGAUGUGUUUUCGGGUCUGAACUCAAGUGUGUAUGCUAUAACUUAAUUCUGUUUGCUGCUACUGGAAAGCACUAAAUGUUAAAGCAAUGUUACUAAAAGGUUGAGUACUAGGCUUUGCCAACAUAAGGUUUUGUAGCUUUUAAGUUACCCCAUACCGUUUAAUUAGCAAUUGCUUUUGAUUUCCUUGGCAUGAUUUGGCAAUCCCAAUGAGCUUCACACACUAAUAGGUCAGAUUUUUAAAAUCUAGUUACUAUUUUCUAGAAGUAAAGUUUGAAUACUGAAAAAAUGUAUAAUCCUCUUAUUAGCCCAUUUAACUCAAAAAGAAAAAAAUGCUUUUGAGUUUGGUCUGGUCAACCAGUAGUUGUCUAACUAGAGAAAGAAUUCAGUGAGAAGCUCAGAUUGAGCUCCAAUGAAAGCACCUAAGAGCAGGCCUAGGUGGCACAUGGGUACUAUUCUCGCCC
Molecule: messenger RNA, 932 nt
Organism: Mirounga angustirostris (Northern elephant seal)
Lineage: Eukaryota; Metazoa; Chordata; Mammalia; Carnivora; Phocidae
Product: histone H4
Exons: 1
Coding region: 23-334 (103 amino acids)
Biological process (GO): nucleosome assembly
Cellular component (GO): nucleosome
Molecular function (GO): DNA binding; structural constituent of chromatin; protein heterodimerization activity
Source: RefSeq, a predicted model, not a curated record